AUGGUCGUAGGCAUCUUGCUUGGCAACUUCGUGCCACAGACAGGCCCAGCGUUACAGAAGGGCCAGUUCGUUGGCGUAUCUGUGCCUAUUGCUAUCGGUCUUCUUAUCAUGAUGUAUCCCAUUCUUUGCAAAGUCCGCUUCGAGUCCUUGUAUGAGCUCUUGUCGCAUAAAGGAAUGUGGAAGCAGAUCAUUUUUAGUAUAUUCAUGAAUUGGGUCAUUGCCCCAUUCCUUAUGGUGCUCGUCUGGACAGGUUUGGCGGGCGGCGAUGGCGAGUAUUGCGCGAUUCUUGUCGCCAUCAACUCCAUCCUGCAGAUGGUGCUAUUCGCCCCUCUUGCCGUCUUUUUUAUCCGUGUUAUCGGUCACGAAGACCAGGCUCUACAUAUCUCAUACACUGUCGUGGCGACCAGCGUGGGAGUGUUUCUGGGUAUUCCGUUGGCUGCUGCAGUACUGACCCGAUCCAUAUUUCGCGCCAUGGCGGGUCCGGAAUGGGCCAUCAAGUCGUACACCAGAUCGUUUCAGUUGUCCGAGUGGCAGCUCCAUUGGUGGUUUACUUCGUAG
This is a messenger RNA of Phaeoacremonium minimum UCRPA7, 558 nucleotides long. RefSeq names its product putative arsenical-resistance protein. Gene Ontology annotation, cellular component: plasma membrane. Lineage: Eukaryota; Fungi; Ascomycota; Sordariomycetes; Togniniales; Togniniaceae. Gene Ontology annotation, molecular function: antimonite transmembrane transporter activity; arsenite transmembrane transporter activity; antiporter activity. Bases 1 to 558 code for a protein of 185 amino acids. The transcript is spliced from 4 exons. Gene Ontology annotation, biological process: antimonite transmembrane transport; arsenite transport. The record is from RefSeq and is a predicted model, not a curated record.